Messenger RNA from Symbiodinium natans, 2154 nucleotides. The record is from the annotation of a GenBank genome assembly. NCBI's taxonomy places the organism in Eukaryota, Dinophyceae, Suessiales, Symbiodiniaceae.
AUGGCGUUGUGCCGUUGCCUGCUACUGGGCUGCGCAGCCCUGGCUUCGGCCGCCCCCAGCUUCAGCAUCAAGGGCAGCCGACCCACCAUUCUUGAUGGCGUGGGUUUCCAGCUAAGCCUUUCCUUGAGCUACCCUUCCAGCGACAACCUGGCCGGUGUGAGCAACAUCUAUGUGCGUGUCCAGAAUGGUGCCCAGAACGUCUCUGGAGUGAAGACCUACGGGCUCUACUCAGGCGAUACGCUCAGGACGUCUUUGACCUUGAACGACUUGAUGCUGAACGAAGUCGGCACGCAUGAGCUCACUGUGGAGGUUGCCUACGCACCGGACUUUGUCGGGGCUUCUUCGGGGAGUUACGAGGCUUGGGUGAUCUCCGGCUUCGUGUCCCUCCUGCCGCCCCUCUUUGUGAUCCUCGUGGCGGGGCUUACUCAAGAAGUGCUGUGGGCGCUUUGGGUUGGGCUCUUCGUAGCCGGGGCUGUUGUCCACAAGGGGAACAUCUUCGAUGCCUUCUUGAGGACUUUGGACACUUACAUGGUGAACUCGUUGGGGGAUUCAGGGCAUGCCUUCGUGAUCCUCUUUUCCUGGUUUCUUGCCGGGCUCGUGGCCGUGGUGCAGAAGUCCGGAGGAGGCCACGGCAUCGCCAAUGUCAUGCUGAAGCGCAUCUCCACCCGCCGGGGUGUUCAACUCGCGGUGUACUUGUUGGGCUUCGUGAUCUUCUUUGAUGACUAUGCCAACACGCUCAUCUUGGGCAAUACCAUGCGAGGCAUUUCUGAUGCCUUCUUCGUCAGCCGUGAGAAGCUGGCCUUCCUGGUGGACGCGACUACCGCGCCGAUCGCUUCUCUGGCGCCGAUCUCCUCUUGGAUCGGCUUUGAGGUGGGCCUCAUCAACGACCAGUUGGAGACGUUGAAAGGCCUUGGAUAUGAAGCUGCACUUGAGGAAGCAGGCCUCACCAAUGGAUACAGCAUCUUCCUUUCAUCCCUGGUCAGCCGCUACUACCCCAUCUUCAUGCUGAUUUUUCAGCUCAGCCUCAUUGUCUUCCAGCGGGAUGGUGGCCCCAUGCUUCAGGCGGAGCGCCGUGCCAUUGACAAGAAACAGGUAAUCUCCCCUACGGCAAAGGAAAGUGAGGUGACCCUGGACUCAUCCAUGGAGCCAUCGGAGAGCACCCCGAAGCGGUGGUGGAACAGCGUCGUGCCAAUCCUCGCCACUCUGAUUGCUGUGUUUGCUGCCUUGCUGGUCACUGGCUACAACACGACCGUGGACGGUGGACAGGAGAUGACGGCCGCGAACCUGUUUGGCAAUGGGGACUCGUACUCGGCUCUUCUUUGGGGAGGCUUCAUCGGGAGCGUCGCGUCGUGGGUCUUCAUUCGCUUGCAGUACCAGUACAAAGGCGAGAUCUACAAUCAAUGGGCCCACUGGCUGAAGUGCGACUUUAAGAUGCAGAUGGAGGGAGAGGAACAGCCGCGACCCAUCCUCGACUUCAAGGAAUCUCUGGAUGUUUGGAUUGAAGGUGUGAAGAGUCUCACUUGCCCCGUGCUGGUGCUCUUGAUGGCUUGGGCCAUUGGUGCUGCGGUCAAGGAUGUAUCGUGCGACCUCUUUUUCGCCAGCGUGUUCUCGUCAGACUCGCUGGACUACCGUUCGCUUCCCACGCUGACGUUCCUGAUUGCCUCCUUGAUGUCCUUCUGCACUGGCACCUCCUGGGGUACUAUGUCCAUCAUGUUCCCGCUUGUCCUACCGGCCGCAUGGAUCAGCUCGAGCGGGGACAAGGAGAUCUUUGUCCUGGUUGUGUCCGCCAUCCUGGCGGGAUCGGUCUUCGGAGACCACGCAACUGCUAUCUCAGACACCACGAUCCUAUCUUCCAUGGCGACGAAGUGUGACCUGCGACACCACGUGGUCACACAGCUUCCCUACGCCCUGUUGGUUGCGAUUGUGUCGAUCCUCAUCGGCUACCUGCCCGCGUCCUUCCUCUUCCCAGGCUGGCUGGGCCUGCUCCUGGGUAUGGUCGUCAUGUUCCUCGUGCCCUUCGUCCUCACCGAAAAAGUGGAACAUCCCGACCGACGUUUGGACCCUACGAUGAGGCUCGUGGAGUUGAUCCGGGGCAAGGCGUCGAAAGGCAAUACAUCUGAGAUGGGCAAGGCUGAAGGGGAUCAGGCUUUCUGA